AAUAAUAAUAAAAAAACUCCUAAUUCCUAAAAUCUCUCGAUUUCCGAUCUCCGCCCCCCGCAUCUCUCCCCUGCGAUUUUCGCUCUCCGUCCCGGCGACAACGCCGAGUAGAGCUUUGAACUCCGCCUCCCCUGCUUCCGGUCUCCGCCUCCUUGUAGACGAAGGUAGGUGUUUGAGUGUUUCUGCUUCCGGUCUCCGCCUCUUCUAUUGUUUCUAAUACGGAGUAUGAAAUAUCAGUCUUGAAGGCUGGAAAUCGAAGAUUUGAAAUUCAGAGCCAAGUUACUUCCCCAACAUUGUUCUCCAGUCUUCAAAAAACGUAUUCGAGAUCGAGAAGCCAUUAAAGGAUUGGGUUCUUGAUUUGGCUGCAUAUUAGAAAAGUGGGUUACCGGCCAAAAUGCAAAUCUCACUGCAUCCUCGGCGAGGCUCCAGAAUAUAGUUGAAUGAACUCUCCAUCGCCAUUGGCUCUGCUGAAAUCGAAAGUCUGAACUUUGAAGGUGGAGCAGACGGAGAUCAUGGCCGCGGGUGAUGAAACUCAAGAAAGAGUUGCAUCUUCUUCAUCUCCGAGUUGGAAGGAACGGAUUCUCGUCCCCACUAUACUCGCAGGGAUUUCUGGCGGAGGAGCUGGAUUGGUAUCAAAGCAUCGAAAAGUUCAUGGCCUUGCUAAUAUUUCCGCCACUUAUGCAACCAAUUUCGCCAUCGUUACUGGCUGUUAUUGUGGUGCUCGAGAGUUUGUAAGAGUAAGUAGAACUGGAAAACCUGAUGACUUGUUGAAUUCGGUAAUUGGAGGUUUUGGUAGUGGUGCUCUUUUGGGAAGGCUUCAAGGUGGCCAACUUGGUGCUAUUCGUUAUUCUGUCGCCUUUGCUGUUGUGGGAACGUCAGUUGAUUUUGCCACUCUCAAAUUGAAACCUGUCCUGAGAAGAUACUAUAACUCGGGCGUUGGCAGCAAGGACAGCUGGUUGAAGUUGCCAGAAUGGUCACCUAUAAAAGUGCUCGACGAGGAAGCCCUUGCUGCAAAACAUGCCCGGGAACAAGAAAUCUAUAGAAGAGUUCAUAAUUUGAACAAAGAAGAAUCUUAAGACCAACACAUUUUUGUUAUGGUUUGCUUACCUGCUUCGUAUUCAGUGGAAACAUGCAUUUGUAAAUGAGCAAGCAUUGCAAUAAUGAGACGCAUUAGACU
Messenger RNA from Ipomoea nil (Japanese morning glory), 1177 nucleotides. RefSeq lists its product as uncharacterized. The coding region runs from base 513 to 1076 and encodes 187 amino acids. The transcript is spliced from 5 exons. NCBI's taxonomy places the organism in Eukaryota, Viridiplantae, Streptophyta, Magnoliopsida, Solanales, Convolvulaceae. The record is from RefSeq and is a predicted model, not a curated record. Gene Ontology annotation, biological process: protein insertion into mitochondrial inner membrane. Gene Ontology annotation, cellular component: TIM22 mitochondrial import inner membrane insertion complex. Gene Ontology annotation, molecular function: transmembrane protein transporter activity.